This is a messenger RNA of Octopus sinensis (East Asian common octopus), 2098 nucleotides long. RefSeq lists its product as uncharacterized. Bases 12 to 1853 code for a protein of 613 amino acids. Lineage: Eukaryota; Metazoa; Mollusca; Cephalopoda; Octopoda; Octopodidae. Gene Ontology annotation, molecular function: laminin binding; calcium ion binding. The transcript has a single exon. Gene Ontology annotation, cellular component: dystrophin-associated glycoprotein complex; sarcolemma; dystroglycan complex. Gene Ontology annotation, biological process: nerve development; morphogenesis of an epithelium; muscle attachment. The record is from RefSeq and is a predicted model, not a curated record.
CUUUCCAGGUAAUGGAGGCUGGCAAGACGACCCUACCCAAGUGGUUGUAUUUCGACGUUGAGACUCGUACCUUCUCUGGAGUCCCGAAACCAGCAGACAUCGCCCAGUAUUACAUCGAGGUUGUGGCGCAGGCUGAGGACCAAGGAGCUGUUAGUCAGUUCGCCAAAGACGUCUUCUCGAUUCAUGUGACCAAAGAAAGCUUGAAACCCACCACUGUGGCGGCAGCAGCAGCAGCAGCAAUCAGUGGUUCAUCAUCAAAGAAGAACGGCAAGGGUUCAAAUUCUCCACCAGUCAUCCGAUGCAUGCCCCAGGAGCCAGAGACAGCAUUUACGCUAAUUGUUGAUGCAGACCUUGAUCAACUUCCUCCCCACGGCAUUGUGGGACUGUUAAAGAAACUGGAGCACAAUCUGGAGCUUGUGUCUGAGAUGUUUAAGGUCGGUCCUGCCACCACUGGCAACAGGCCCAUCCCUCCUGUCCAUGCAGUCGCCCCAGACACAUCGUCCUCAUCCACCCUUGAAUCAGGGCCCGGUGACACAAAAAUCGCAAAACACCCCGGGGUGCUUGUCACAUGGCUGGUUGGUUGUGGCCGAGUGGAGCUGCAGCACAUGAACGUUCUACAGAGGGUGGAAUCAAUUUCAGCAAAUGGCACCUUGUCCGAGCUCCUCGGUCAUGGAGUUGUAGGGUGGCAUGUGACAAACAGACAAGUAACCCUGCCUGAGAAGAGAGUAAGGCGUGCAGCCAUCAUGGCCACCCCGGCUGUCACUGACAUUGCACCGACGCGCACCCACCUGCAUUCGCACAAGACCCACCACCGACAUACAGAUGGAAUGGCCAUCAGCAUGCCCGAAUAUUGCAGUCGCGCAAGAAAGCUAAAACCACGAAUAGCACACAGGAUUCCUGUACAGGAAUUCGAGGCCGGGAAGCGAGCCUACUUCUCUGUGCCAUCUGACACGUUCAUUGACUGCAAGGAGCCCAGCGACCGCUUGACGCUGGCAUUUUUCCUUAAGCAACUCCCUCCCAACAUUUGGCUGCAGCGAGACCCGGCCAAUAACAAAAGCAUAAUUGGGCUUCCAAUGGAAAGCAAUGUGGGCAUCCUCAACGUGACAGUGGUGGCGAUAAACAGUGAUGGAAAGUUCAACAACAUGGACUUCCUCGUGAAGGUUCUGAAGAACAAGAACCUCAAGAGCAACAAGGUAACCCACAAGAUCAAGAUGAAGUUCAGUAUGGAGUACAAGAAGUUCAUGUCAAACCUCGACUCGAGGCUCAAUCUCAUUGACAAGAUAGGCAAAUUGUACGGAGACGCAGAUGCGAGCAGCGUCACAGUGCUCGAAAUAACAGAGGGGUCCGUGGAGGUGUCGUGGACAAACAACACUCUCGUCGGCACAAAAUGCCCCGAUGAUGCUACCAAAGCCCUUUUUGAAUGCCUAGUUGAUGACAAAAAGCGGGUGAAACGUUCAGCAAGGAAAGCAAUGAAACCUUUCAAGCUGCAAUCGGCCCAAAUAAUCCCGAUGGGAGCUUGUGCUGGGGUCUAUAUCAACCCAAUGCCGAGCACCACAAUGGUAGCAUCAACAACACCAGAACUCAAUAUCAACCCAAUGCUGGACACCACAAUGGCAGCAGCAACAACACCAGAACUCAAACCACAGUCUGAUGAUGAGAACGUUAUUCUUAUUUCAACCAUUGUCCUUGAUGUCACCAUCGUGUCCAUAUUGCUUCUGGCCCUGCUCAUUACUUGCAUCCGUUACCGAAAGAGUCGGAGAGAAAAGAUGUCGCUCUCGUCUGCCGGCGAGGGCACCCAGUUGAUCCCGAACCAGACCGAAGAAGAGGUGGGCAUCGCAGAAACGGUGGAGUAAACGAACCCUUACUCGGCUCGCAACCGUAUGAGCCACCACCUCCUGUCACUGCGUCGCAGGGCAAGAAACAGCCGCGCCCCCACGUGCAACCCCCCUACACAUCACCUCCUCCAUAUGUGCCUCCAUAAGUUCAUUGCUGAAGUGUAAUUACAUAUAUAACUGUAUGUAUAUAUGUAUGUAUGUAUGUAUACUUAUACAUAUAUAACGUAUGUGUGUGUGCGUAUAUAUGAUAUACACUUGUGUUC